Messenger RNA from Amoebophrya sp. A25, 2433 nucleotides. NCBI's taxonomy places the organism in Eukaryota, Dinophyceae, Syndiniales, Amoebophryaceae. The record is from the annotation of a GenBank genome assembly.
ACUAGUAGGUGCAUGCUGUUGAACCUUAGAGCAUGUAACGCUAUUUAGGGUAGAACAGCAGCCGUUGUGUACUAUAGUAUAGUCAUGCAAAGCAUGGCUCACUCGCUCUGCUUUGUUUGUGUUCAGAUAAUUCGGCUACUACUUGACAUAGGGCUUCCUGUUUCAGAACGGAGAAUGUACAGACAGAAUCGGUCGACGAGCGAGGGCUGCUUACACCAAGGUGGUAUCUUUGUCGGAUGAUCGGGUCAUCGAAUCAGUCAUUGAUUUUCAUGGAGCUUUCGAUCAGGAUGCUGUGAAGACGGACCCUGCUUUAACAGAGCUUUACCCCUUCCCCACCUCACCCAUCAUGAACCUGACCAUUUUUCUUGAAAGUUAUGUUUGCCGCGGAUAAGGUUAAGAAUGAUUGACUUAUUUGACAUCGUCUAAGUUAGCGUUUCAUCGUUGGAUGUUUUAUCGCGCCCAGAUCAAGAAGUUCUCGUUGAUACUUGAGACUAAAACUGCAGAGCAAAUAUGUGUUGGUGCUUCUCCCUGAUUUUAUACAUAGAUGUUUCUAGAAUCACAUUGCUCUCCACAAAAAAACAAAGAAUGUAAUAGCGACUUAGAAUUUGAAAUACUUUGCAAGAUAGUUUUGAAGUGACAAGCUAAGCGGGAAUAAGUAGCGUCGUGAGAAGAGUAGGAGAAAGUGGCCCUGGAUAGGGCAGCCAAAUUCGCUUGAUCAAGGGACGCCUCGGAGAUUACAACAGGUGCGUUCCUUUCGCAUCACGUCUUCUACCAAGAAGGACAUUACAAGCGACCGCACGACUUCAGCGUCUCAAAGAACGGCCCCUCACUGCAGCUAAUCACGAAUGCGCUUGCUUUUCAGUUGCUCUUCCACACGCACUAGGAAGUUCACCAGAUUAUAUCGCGGCAAUUGAGGAACGAAUAAGUGGCCUCUGUACACCCGACAACACGCGAAUAACGCCUAUAAUACCGAGGACGGCGCGCUCCAUAUUUUCGUGGCAGCACGCAGACUAACAGCAGGAGUGACGAACGUCACUACCCGUCAUCUGCGCGGCUUCAACAGCAUUACAAGAGUAAGAUGGAGUUUACGUCAGAUCAGAUAGAGGAGUUCAAAGAGGCCUUUGCGCUCUUUGAUAAGGACAACAGUGGAACUAUUACAGCAGACGAGUUAGGGGUUAUCAUGAAGAGUCUAGGAAAAAAUCCGACCGACGAUGAGCUCGAUGCCAUGAUAGCAGAGGGUAAUAUUCUUAGAAACUGAUUACACCGAUACGCAUAGUAUGUUUCAACUGAAAAUCCACCUAACGAUGCAAGUAUCAGCAACAUGGUGUCAUUAGAAAUUCACCUAAGUAGUGUGUAAGUGGAGAUGUUGCAGAAGAUCUUGUAAUAAAAGUGCUUGAGGAUCAUCAUGCUAGAAUAGCUGCAUAAUUCAUCACCCACACCCUACAACAAGAACUGAUGAAGAACCCCUUUCAUACUGCAAACAUGUCAACAUAGAUCCUAAAAAUAUCACCUAUUGACAGUCGACGAGGAUGGCUCAGGCGAGAUCGAGUUUCCCGAGUUUUUGGCAUUAAUGUCAAAAAAAUUGCAAGCUGCCGACUCAAUAGAAGAAAUGAGGGAGGCUUUUCUGGUACGUCGUUCUAUCGCAAUUUUGUAUUACGACUCGCUCUGUAUCCCAGGUUAGUCUCUUCAUCAAAUGUAUUACGACUUGUUCUUCUCGUUAUUUUAGUAGUUGCUUCGUGCGAUUUAUUUCAUCUUGAUAUUUUGAUCAGGUUUGCGUUUGCGACUAGAAGAUGGUGAUAUUUGUCAAUUUGAAUUAUUCAUUGCACUAUAAUAUGUAAGGUCUUUGACCGAGAUAAGAGUGGAUCAGUGACAGCAGCGGAAUUAAAACACGUGAUGAAUAACUUGGGAGAAAUAGUGACGGACGACGAGGUCGAGGAAAUGAUACGCGAAGCAGAUGAGGAUGGGGAUGGGGAGCUUAGUUUCGACGACUUCCUACAGUUUAUUCGAAGGAAAGGACUCAUUUGAGAAUCCUGAUGUUGAGCCGACUCCUGAUGUAGCUCAGCAAAGACAUUUCUAGUGGACCUCACCAUCAAGAACAAAGCGGACCCAGAAAGCAGACCGACGGCGGAAGUAGAAGAGAGGAGAGUGGGAACUGAAACUUAUUCAUACUCGCUUCGCGAUUGUCCUAAGACAAGAAGUUUCCACGAAGCCUCUCUUCUCUGCACACGGAAGAGAUCAUUGUCUGAGUCCUUUAAGUGCUAACUCAGACAGCACCAAAGAAUCAGUGGUGAAGUCCUCUAGGAGAUGUUGUUGUUUGCUCUCAAAAAGUGAAUUCCCCGCUUUUCCUCCGCAUCUUCAGCCCCGCCCUCCGAAAAAGCAAACCUGUUUGGUAACAAUGAGAAAUUGUUGUAUCACACACUCGAAAGAAGUAGC